UGCUCGAAACGCUGCUCACUGACACUUUCGGUUCAAACAGCUCGAUGCUGUGUCGAGCAGAUUGACUCGAGCUUAACGUCACUACAAGAAACGGUCCCACAUACACGACGUCCACCAUGAAGUUUCUGCUGCUGCUCUUCUGUGUGAAUUUGGGGUCUGGAAUUUUACAGAAUGGAACUGGACAACAAGGAGGUGUGAAUCAGUUUGACACUUUAUUUAAUACAAGUGGACAAGACACAGGUGGACAAGACACAGGUGUGAAUCUGUUUGGCAUUUUAUUUAAUGCAGGUGGACAAGACACAGGUGGACAAAACACAGGUGUGAAUCUAUCUGACAUUUUAUUUAAUACAAGAGGACAACACACAGGUGUUGGCGUCACUGUUGAAGAAAUUAACAACAUGCUGAACGCCAUUCAAUCAACACCAUUCCUUGGUAUUUAUGGUGAUAGUAUGCAGGGUGAAUGUCCCAGUGGCCAACAAAGCAAAAGAACUCGGAUUCAGGCAAUGGGCUUCGACUUGGAUUUGUGGUCAGCUGUAAUGUGCACCUUUGCUGUGAUGACAACAGGUCCAGAUCAUUAUGCCCGACUGUAUAAUCCAGGUAAAACCGUUCCUGGAGUCAGCAUUCAGACGUUCUAUCUGCCACUCUAUGCUCACAACACAGCUAGUUUUAUGACCGUUCCUCGUACACUAAAUCCAACUUUCUUUGUAACUGCCACUCUGACCGGUUGUGACAUAUUUGUAGCCACUAGUGGGCAAAAUCUUAACUGCCCCCUGGUGGUCAUCCACACCAAUGCCUGUGGAACUAUGACAACUGAUACCAACCAUCAAGAAGCCAUUGCAGUCCUGUCUAUUGAUAUCUGUCACCAGCAACCGUACCAGAUCCAGUACCGUGUGGCCAGCAGUGAGCACCGCAGCAUCAUUGAACAUGGAGGGUACCACUACACAACUGAGUACUAUGAAACAUCUCAGUCAGGCAUCUUCUUUGGGUACACUCUGGGAAGUAGGUAUACGAGUAUAACAACUGUACCACCCUGGAUGUUCUGUCGGAAAAAUGGACUCACCACUGCCAUAGCAUGCCACAACAUUGCCUGA
Messenger RNA from Thalassophryne amazonica, 1091 nucleotides. RefSeq lists its product as uncharacterized. The coding region runs from base 117 to 1091 and encodes 324 amino acids. NCBI's taxonomy places the organism in Eukaryota, Metazoa, Chordata, Actinopteri, Batrachoidiformes, Batrachoididae. The transcript is spliced from 7 exons. The record is from RefSeq and is a predicted model, not a curated record.